This is a messenger RNA of Periophthalmus magnuspinnatus, 6431 nucleotides long. RefSeq names its product ATPase phospholipid transporting 10A (gene atp10a). Gene Ontology annotation, cellular component: plasma membrane. NCBI's taxonomy places the organism in Eukaryota, Metazoa, Chordata, Actinopteri, Gobiiformes, Gobiidae. Gene Ontology annotation, biological process: phospholipid translocation. The transcript is spliced from 21 exons. Gene Ontology annotation, molecular function: ATP binding; ATPase-coupled intramembrane lipid carrier activity; ATP hydrolysis activity. The coding region runs from base 229 to 4575 and encodes 1448 amino acids. The record is from RefSeq and is a predicted model, not a curated record.
AAAAAGAAAAGCUAAACAAGCCAAAGUUUUCCUCCGAGUCGCGAAAAGAGGAUCCGACAUGGAUGUAAAGGAUAUUUUUUAUUGACUUAAACAAAAGGAGUGGCGGCUUCAUCGUCUGCACGGUCAAAGAAUGAUCACAUAGCAAGCGGUCUGGGUGCAAAGAAGUUUUAAAGAGUUAGGGGGAAACUUUUUUGAGGCUGAAAAAGCAGACAAGCUGGCUGUCUGGAUAUGGCGCGGGACAGAGGAGAAGAAGACACCGGCGGAACUAGUAACAAAAGUGCUCCAAAAGUCAAACAGAGGCAAAGGAAAAAGAAAUCAAAAGAGAGCAAAACGAGGACUGUCCACGCAAACACACUUUACGACAGUGCGAAAGGAGAGGAAAACCCGAAUCGCCACUAUGCAAACAACAAAAUCAAGACGACUAAAUACACCCUGCUUUCAUUCCUACCAAAGAAUCUAUUCGAGCAGUUUCACCGCUUUGCAAAUGUUUACUUUGUCUUCAUCGCACUGCUAAAUUUUGUGCCAGUUGUCAAUGCUUUUCAACCCGAGCUGGCUUUGGCCCCAGUUGUUUUUAUUUUAUCUGUCACAGCUAUCAAAGAUCUAUGGGAAGACUACAGAAGACAUCGGUCUGAUAAAGAAAUCAAUCACAUGGACUGUCUUGUGUACAGCAGGACAGAGAGGCGGUAUGUGGAAAUCUACUGGAAAGAGGUGCGAGUGGGCGACUUCAUUAGACUGAGGUGUAAUGAGAUCCUGCCUGCUGACGUCCUGCUGCUGAGCUCCUCAGACCCGGAUCGCUUGUGCCACAUCGAGACAGCCACGCUGGACGGAGAAACAAACCUGAAACAGAGACAGGUGGUCCGCAGCUUCUACGACCUGGAUUGUGACUUUGACCCUCUGAAGUACAACAGUGUGAUUGAAUGUGAGAAACCCAACAACGACCUGAGCAGAUUCCGAGGUUACAUAAUCCAUCGGAAUGGGAGAAGAGAUGCACUUUACAAAGACAACCUGCUGCUGAGAGGCUGCACCAUCCGAAAUACCGAGGAGGCAGUCGGGAUCGUCAUUUACGCAGGUCAUGAGACCAAAGCCAUGCUGAACAACAACGGGCCGCGUUACAAGCGCAGUAAACUGGAGCGACAGAUGAAUGUGGACGUGUUCUGGUGCGUCAUCAUCCUCCUCGUCAUGUGCCUCUUCGCUGCUGUGGGUCACGGGCUCUGGAUGUUUCAGUACGGCGAUAAGAGACCAGUAUUUGACGUCCUGAGUCCAGAGGGGGCCGACUUAUCGCCCAUAAUGUCCGCCAUCUAUCUCUUUCUCACUAUGAUUAUCGUCUUUCAGGUGCUGAUUCCCAUCUCGCUUUUCGUGUCCAUUGAGAUUGUGAAGAUUUGCCAGGUUUAUUUCAUCCACAACGACUUGGAGCUAUACGACGAGGAGACUGACUCCCAUCUGCAGUGCCGGGCCUUGAACAUCACCGAGGACCUGGGUCAAAUGCAGUACAUCUUCUCUGAUAAAACCGGCACACUCACAGAAAACAAGAUGGUGUUUCGCCGCUGCACUGUGGCCGGAGUGGAGUACUCCCAUGACGCUAAUGCCCGCAGACUGGCCAUGUACCAGGAGGUGGACUCAGAGGAGGAGGAGUGCAUGUCUCAUGGAGGGACUCUGCCCAGACGGGACAGUGUGACAAGCCACCAGAGCGCUCGCGUGGUCCUUAGGUCCCAAAGCACAAAGUCCCACCGCAGAACAGGCAGCCGAGCAGAGGCCAAACGCGCCAGCAUCCUGUCCAAGCACACCGCCUUCAGCAGCCCUAUGGAGAAAAAUAUCACACCGGACCCUCAGCUCCUGGACAAGGUGAACGAGUGCAGCAGUCAGAUGGACUUCAUGCGCUUCCACAGCCAGUCAAUGUCCACGCUGCCCUCUGACCUCUGUGACAUCAUUGACUUCUUCAUCGCACUCACCAUCUGCAACACGGUGGUGGUGUCCUCUCCCAACCAGCCCCGCCAGAAGGUGAGGAUGAGAUUCGAGCUGAAAUCCCCGGUUAAAACCAUCGAGGACUUUAUCAAACGCUUCACCCCGAGUCGCCUUACCUCCGGCUCCAACAACAGCAGCUCGUCCAGCCUGAACCGCUCCAACCAGCGUGCGGGCUCCAGUCUGGUCUCCUCCCCCUCGGCGGAUAGCACCCUCACCAAGCUGGACGAGGAGAAGAGCCACCCAGACCUGCAGCAGACCUUCACCCCUGUCCCACCAUGUUACGACCCUGCAAAGGCCUGGAAACUUGAUGAGGGGGAGCUGAGAUAUGAAGCAGAGAGUCCGGACGAAGCAGCGCUGGUUUAUGCUGCCAGGGCUUACAAGUGUUCACUGGUGGGACGUCUGCCCGACCAGGUGACGGUGGAGCUGCCCCAUCUCGGUAAACUGAGCUUCGAGUUGCUGCACACGCUGGGGUUUGAUUCAACGAGGAAACGCAUGUCUGUGGUGGUCCGGCACCCGCUCACUGACCAGAUCACUGUGUACACCAAAGGAGCCGAUUCUGUCAUUAUGGACCUCAUCAGACCGCCCGAUACAGGAAACUCCAAAGGCAAACGUCAGAAAAAGAUCCUCUACAGGACUCAGAACUACCUAAAUCAGUACGCUGCAGAUGGCCUGAGAACACUAUGCAUUGCUAAAAAGGUUCUGUCAAAGGAGGAGUAUGCAUGUUGGCUGCAGCGCCACCUUCAGGCAGAGACGGCCAUCCAGGGGCGAGAGGAGCUGCUGUUUGAGUCAGCGCUGAGGCUAGAGACCAACCUUCACCUGCUGGGAGCAACCGGGAUCGAGGACCGCCUUCAGGAUGGCGUCCCAGAGACCAUUGCGUCCCUGAGGAGGGCGGGAUUACAGAUAUGGGUGCUCACAGGGGACAAACAGGAGACAGCGGUCAAUAUUGCAUAUGCCUGUAAACUGCUGGACCCAGAAGAAGAGCUCCUCACUCUGAAUGCUGACUCCCAGGAGGCUUGUGCUCUGCUGCUAGACGAGAGCCUACAUUACAUCCAGGCCAAAUUCCUCUGCUCCUCCUCAGACCAAGCUCCUAAAGCUUACCUUUCCAACAUGGCGGACAGUGAUCUGUACUCCUCACUGCUUGUACAUAGACUGGGUUUGGUAAUAGACGGGCGGACCCUUGCCUAUGCCCUGGACCGCACUCUGGAGGAUAAGUUUCUGGCUGUGGCUCGGAGCUGCCGGUCGGUGCUGUGCUGUAGGUCCACGCCUCUCCAAAAGAGUAUGGUCGUCAAACUGGUGCGCAACAAGCUCAAGGUCAUGACACUGGCCAUUGGUGACGGAGCCAAUGAUGUGAGCAUGAUCCAAGUGGCAGAUGUGGGAGUGGGCAUUUCAGGACAAGAGGGCAUGCAGGCGGUGAUGGCGAGUGACUUUGCGCUGCCACGGUUCAGUUACCUCCAGAAGCUGCUGUUGGUUCAUGGACAUUGGUGUUACUCCAGGCUAGCAAACAUGAUCCUCUACUUCUUCUACAAGAACGCUAUGUUUGUGGCCCUCAUUUUCUGGUAUCAGUUUUACUGCGGUUUCUCGGGGUCCGCCAUGAUCGACCAGUGGUAUCUAAUCUUCUUUAACCUCAUGUUCUCCGCGUUUCCACAACUCAUCACCGGUACCCUGGACAAAAACGUGUCGGCCGAGACACUGCAGAGGCUUCCUCAGCUUUACAAAAAUGGACAGAACUCAGAGGAGUACAAGCCAUACAUGUUCUGGAUGAAUAUGAUCGAUGCCUUCUACCAAAGCUUGGUGUGCUUCUUCAUACCCUAUUUUGCUUAUUCUGACUCAGAAGUUGACCUGUUUACAUGGGGAACUCCCAUCACUACCAUUGCCCUUUUCACGAUUUUGUUGCACUUGGGCAUCGAGACCAAAACCUGGACCUGGAUGAACUGGUCAUCCAUCUGCUUCAGCAUAGCCUUGUUCUUCACUGUGGCUCUGUGCUAUAAUGCGUCCUGUCCCACCUGUUACUCGCCCUCCAACCCAUACUGGACCAUCCAGAGGUUGCUGCAGGACCCCCAAUUCUACUUCCUCUGUGUCAUCACCCCCUGCUCUGCACUACUUCCCCGAUAUUUCUACAGGGCGUGUCAAGGCACUCUCUUUCCGAGCGUGGUGCAAGUAGGAAGACAGCUGGACAAACUCCCCUCCGAAACCCGCCAGAACAUCCUCAGCCUUAGCGGGGUCGCUGCAGGGUCACAGCUCAGCCCACAACCUCACUUCCUGUCCACCAACAAGUCCCUCCCAAAAGACGGUGUGGGCAAAAACACUGUAGCUCAACUCUACCAAAAAGAGGAUGCUGGAAGAGACAAGGAGACAUGCAAAGACGUGUACUCUUUAGUUAACACAGAAGGCGACACUUUACCUUACACCAAAGAUCUUCCUGGAGGACAGCUCAAUAUUUCAACCCAAAGUUCAGGGGGCCUAGUUAGGAGCGCUGAGGUGUCCCAUGUGCUCCCCAAUAUAGACUGUGUGGAGCUGCCCCCGGAGCAUGGGCCUUCCUGUGUCCGAUACAAGAGGAGCCCAGAGGAGGCACUGCAAAACCGGACAGAGCACAAAAUCCAUGUGGCCUUGUGACAGGCUAAAGUUUAAAGGGAGAUUUGAGGUUUUAAUGUAGGGUUGUAUGGGUUACUUCAGGAUGGAAAAAACUAGUACUGCUGGGAGAUUGUUGGAAAGUAUACCCACCAGAAUAGGUAUUAUUGGGAUUUUAUAUAAUUGCGUUUCUUGCAAUGUCAUACACCCUUUAAAACAAGGAAGUAAAGUACUAUUUUAGUAAAUAUAUUAGUACAAAAUUUAAGUAGAAGCUUGAACUCAUCUAUGAGCUUUUUGGAGUGAUAUCGCAGUGUUUUGUAUCUAGACCAGCAGGCUUACCAGUACAUGACUGUGUUAAUCUAUGACAGUCUAUGUAAUCUAUCCACAAUGCCCUAUAGAGCUCUACCUCAAAAAUACCAAGCAUCCCUUUAAACGCCAACUCUAAUUUGCACAAUAGUUUUAUCUAAUUUUAUUGUAUAUUUCAAGGAGAUUUUUUUAUAUACGAAUAGGUACUUUAUAUUUUGGAUUUAAAAUAUAUAUUUUGGAGAGAAUGUCAAAGGUUUUACUCUGCUUUCAUCUCAGUAUUUAGUUUUAGUUUUUUGGUACCACAGCCCUGUUUGUGGCCUGGAAUUUUUGUUUUUGAAGUCCAAAGGAAUAACUGGUGUAUCUCAACCAAAGGCAGCAAACAUUGAUCUCUGUUAAUUUUUUAUUGAAGAAAUGUUGAUCGUUUUUCUAAAAUACAUUCCACUGAAUCAUUGUUUAAACUAAAUAAUGGCAUUUACACGGAGAUAUCAUCUUUAUAUCAGAAAUUAUGCUUACUCCAUGUGUGUGCAUGUGUUUUUAAAAGUGCUGGCCAGUUUCAGUCUUUGCAAAAAAGAGCUACUGUUGCAUAUUUAUCCCAGUGUAGCUCUCUUGAAGGUUCUCUUAAAAAAAUAUUUUCUGCCAGUUGCAUUUGACAGAUUUUACAUUAUCACCUGUCAUUCUUGUUGGAACAGGAUAAGCUAAUAAAUGUACUAGUACUAGUACUUUACAAGAUUCUUAUUACUAUGUUUCUAGUUGGAUAUAAGCUCAAAAUUGGGAAUGUAUGUCAUGUUAUUGACAAAAUACCAAAUGAUUUAGUUGUAAUAACACAAAGGCCUUGUCUUCAUAAGAAGUAUUAGGACUUCUCUCUCUAAAGUCCUCCAGCUUCUCCAAAUUCCAAGUUUUUUCCAAAUUCCUAAUGGUGAAAAUAAGUUCUACUUAAUACAGAAUACAGUUUAUUACAAUUUGUUAUAAUUUGUCACAAUUUAUCAUGUCCUCAUUCUUAGAUGUGCUUUUGACUUUUUUGUACUGGUGUUCAGCUGGAAAUCUUUUUACAGACUGUAAAAUGAACAUUUGCACUUUAAAAAGUUUAACUCAACAUCAGAGAGUUGCUGGUGUAGCAUCAAGUGCUCAAAAAUGCUAACAGUGUUUAGUUUAAACUGUAAACACAGCCGCACCUUUAAUAUGUUAUUGCAGGACAUUUUACCAAAGAACAGUUAUUGUUUUAAGCAACAGUUUGUGCCUUAACACUGGAAAAGUUUGUUCUGGUUCAGUGCUGUACAGUUUGAUAUAUUUAUGAGGCUAACGUGCUGCGGCUAAGUGCCUGCUGACUGUUCACACCAGGUGCUUAUCUCUGUUGUUUAUUUUGUUUUUUUAGUCUUUUCUCUGCUUUUAACCCUGCACUUUUGUCUCCUCGCAGCUGCAUUCCUGAAAUUUCUUUGUGAGAUUCACAGCAUGAACUCUACCUUUUUUGUAUGGAUGUUGUUUCUUAAAGCUAAUAAAGUUGAGUUAUGUAAAAAUGAUGACGGACCAAAGAUCAGAUAUUUCAUUUUUUUGUAAUUUCAAAAUUCUCACGUUUGUUGUACUUUGGCUGAACAGAG